Molecule: messenger RNA, 351 nt
Organism: Dicrocoelium dendriticum
Lineage: Eukaryota; Metazoa; Platyhelminthes; Trematoda; Plagiorchiida; Dicrocoeliidae
Source: the annotation of a GenBank genome assembly
AUGCUUCUGAUAGAUUGCCCCAAGGAAACCGUUUAUAUUCAACCUCUCCGGCGUAUACAACCUCAGCACAUCAUGGAAGAGCGCCAGCAUCCAGCUCAUUACGACUAUUUCAAAUCGCCAUGCAAGCAACAAUCACCAAGAACGACCCAAAUAAAGAAGGCGAUGCUCCUCGAGCUGGGGUUUUUGUCUGGCCAUUUUUGGCAUUGGUGUGACAAUAUUUGGACUGGCAAGCCCGGCAUGGAUGUGGAUCGGAGAUGUAAGACAACCGCAUCAAAUGGGGUUAUGGUCCUUUUGCUAUCCGAACACAACUUGUGUGACAUUAGUCUACUACCUCAACGAGGAAUGGAGUGA